AUGUCACUCGCCGCUGCCUGUAAGCUUUUCAUCUGCUUCAUUCCCUUACAUUUAGCUGCACCCAACAACCACUCAUUUCUUAGCAACGAUGCGCCACAUCAGCCAUUCUCCGAAACCAUCCCAGUCAUUUUUCCCGGAAGGAGCAGUUAUCUGUCUCGUCCAGAUGCGUCUUCCAGAAAUCUAGCAACAGAUAAGUCAGAUGCAGGAUUCGUCGAAAAUUUCAAAACUGAUCUUUCCAGUGUUGAAAAAACGCUUUGUCAUCGUCAGUUGGAACGGACCAUUGAAGAAUGGUUGAAAAUGGAUAUCGUCAGUUCUGGUCAAAGUUCAAACACCAAUGAGAACGUACCCACCCAGCAAGGUGUGAUGGACUUUGAAGCUGUGCUUUUCGCAGCCAGACCGGGUGCUGUCCAAGCUGCAGCUACAACUUCAGAUGUUUACAGUGACCAAUCAGAACUGUGGAAAUCGAGAUUUAGUAGAGAUACAUUUAAAGCUUUGAUUUCUAGAAACGCUCAAUCCAGUGGGCUACAGGCGGCUGCUGAUUUGGAGCAGCUGGAACACAUCCAGCAGGAGCCCAUCGCUUCCCGCGGCACGGCAGCGCUACGCAGCAAUCCACUUUUUACCUACGUUGCAGCACAGCUUCCUUCAGAUCCAGUGGAUUCAUCCAGAAAUAAUCGUGUGUCGGGAGAUUUCUCUUCGAUUUCUUCCACUCAGGUUAACAGUAAAUCAAUUUCAACACUUCUGCAAAGCCUCACCACUGAUAAACUCGAACCAUAUGCAACUUCCCUGUACAGUCCUGCCAGCGGAUCAGAUGUAUUCUCCAUGCGAAGACUUAUCGAUCAAGAACUUGAACCGAAUUCAUUUCUUACUACAGAUCCUUGUAGAGCAGAAGGUGCUUCCGAUUGCAAAACAGUGUUAAACCUUGCUCUCAUAAGAAACUCUGCUGCCUGUAAUCUUGUGUCAGAUACAUCAGCCAAAUACACUCUCAACAGACUACCAGAAAAAAAAUCAGGAGGUAGUACUUUGAUAUGCAAUAAUCCGAUUCCGCCUGCCGUGAAUCGUGUACCAAUUUCUAAUCCGAGUGUGACUGCGCCACUACAUUUUAUCACCAAACAAUCGACCAGUUCCAAAAAACCAAACAAAAAACCAACCAGUCCCGAAAAACUAACCACAUCGCGGUCUGUUCCUACCCAAACCUCUGUUCGAACUGAGUUGACCGCAGCUGCACCGGGCGGACCAAUUCACACUGCGCAAACAAGCAAUAGCACGAAGUCAACCAAUGGGUUCACCUGCGGAAGAUGCGGCAAGCUAUUUUUUGUCUACGUCGCUUUUAAAAAACAUCUAAGCAGCCAUAACAAGGAAGGCGAAUACCGAUGCAACUGGCCCGACUGCAGCAUUCUCGAAAAAAGCUGCGGACGCCUCUCACGCCACUAUCUGGAACAUUUGCCGGCGAAUGAUUUAUACUUGUGUGAAGUUUGCGGUAAAAUUUACAACAGCUGGCGUCUUUUCACCUCACACAAGCAAUCAGUGCACACGAAAGGUGAAUUUUGUUUCCGAAAAUAA
This is a messenger RNA of Gongylonema pulchrum, 1560 nucleotides long. The record is from the annotation of a GenBank genome assembly. NCBI's taxonomy places the organism in Eukaryota, Metazoa, Nematoda, Chromadorea, Rhabditida, Gongylonematidae.